AUGUUACGUAUUGAAUUAAUCGAAAAAUCAGGGUAUUUAGGAGAACAGCACAAUGUCACAACUGAAGAUGGAUAUAUUUUAACUGUGUUUCGAAUACUAAAGAGUCCCUCAGAGUUCUCAAAUAAAAGUGUUGAUAAACCAGUUAUUUUUAUGCUUUGUGCUUUACCAACUAAUUCAGAUGCCUGGUUAGUGAGGGGUCCAAAAAGAAGUCUAGCUAUGCAACUUGUUGAUGAAGGAUACGACGUUUGGCUGGGAAAUUAUCGUGGCACAACUUAUGGACGUAGUCAUGUUAAAUUGUCUCCAGAUGACAAAAAAUUUUGGGACUAUAGCUUUCAUGAACAUGGAUAUUAUGAUGUUCCUGCAAGUAUUGAUUUUGUUCUCAAUAUUACGAAUCAAAAUUCAUUGAUAUAUAUUGGUAUGUCCAUGGGGACAACAAGCAUAUUUAUCACAUUAUCAGAACGUCCAGAAUAUAAUUCAAAAAUUCAACUAGUCAUAUGUCUUGGCCCUGUUGCUGGUGGCUUUCGACAAUUUGAUUAUGAAAGUAAUAUUAAAAAUAUACAGCAUUAUGGAAAAUCAAAACCACCAAAAUACAAUUUAAAAAACGUCAAAUCACCUAUGUUAUUUUUUUACGGUGAAAAUGAUCCACUAUCAACAGCCAAAGAUUCUGAAGAAAUUAUAAAAAGAGUAUCAAGCAAAGUUCUUGCUGAACCAGUUCCUCACAAAGCCUUUUCUCAUUUCGAUUUUGUUCUAGCUAAAGAUGUCAAAAAAUUACUCAAUGAAAGAAUAAUCGAGCGACUAUAUCAAUUUGCAAAUAAGAAAAUUUUCUUUGAUGAUACUCAAUUAAUCAAUACGAGUUCCAUUAAAUCACUUGAUUAA
Aphidius gifuensis is the source of this 876-nucleotide messenger RNA. RefSeq names its product lipase 3-like. The record is from RefSeq and is a predicted model, not a curated record. NCBI's taxonomy places the organism in Eukaryota, Metazoa, Arthropoda, Insecta, Hymenoptera, Braconidae. Bases 1 to 876 code for a protein of 291 amino acids. Gene Ontology annotation, biological process: lipid metabolic process. The transcript has 5 exons.